GUAGAACCCCAAUGUCCUCGACGCUAUCUCCCCCGACGUUGCGCUGGCUGCAGCAGACAGCAGGCUCGCUGCCAUACGCCCAACGCCCCCUUGUUAUCCAGCACGUCGCAGACGCGCUCGGUCGAUACGCGACGCUUCACAUCAAGUCCGAUGUGUAUACCUACGAUGACGGACGGAGCCAUCUGCUGCUAUGUGUGCAUGGCCUGCUCCCAGUGACCUUUAGAGGCGCGACGUACAACAUCCCGCUCUCAGUGUGGAUCCCCCUUGACUAUGGCUCGGCGCCGCCGCUCGUAUAUGUCGUUCCCACUACUGGGAUGCUGGUCCGGAAGAGUAGAGAUGUGGAUCCAAGCGGACUAGUCGAGGGCGAUUACGCCCGAAAUUGGAUGAGGAAGAGUGAGGGUUGCACGCUGGUCGGACUGCUAGAAAGCCUGCAACACCAGUUUGGCCUUGAGCCGCCAGUAUACGCGAAGCCGCCCAGCCAUCCCACGACACCCCAGGACCAACAACGAUCCCCGCAUGCAACACCUCCCCCGCCUCCGCCUCGUCCGACACACGCUCUGCACCCGUCUCUCGGACAUAUACACGCCCGUACCAACUCGACCUCGAUACCCCUACAAUCGUAUCAGCCCGUCCCGCCAUACUCUGCCUCACCAUCUACCAUCAGUCCAGUGAACACCGGAGGACCACCCGUACCAGUUUAUCGCGAUGGACCACCUCCCGUACCGCCAGUUCCGCAGGGCGCGAACCCGAUACAGAGGAUCGCGUCCCCCGCGCAGUCACGGCCAUCGUCCAUGUAUGAUCCCCGAUCUCCGCCUCCUCCCGCUGUCUACGCUCCUCCGCAAGCUGGCUCGUCGCCUCCCCCACCACCUCCGCGACCCCAUCCGCCAUCGCAAUUGCAUCCUUCCCCUCCGCCACCACCACCCAGUGCGCACCCGGACUAUGCUCAGCAGGUGCCGCCAUAUGUGCCCUCGCCUCCACAUCUGGCACCAGCACCUGCAUUAUCCCCCGGGCCUCCGCCGCCUCCCUUACCGCCUCAGCAGUACGUUUCAGGGGCUCCACAGCAAUACACCCCAGCGCCCGGCCCCUCGCAGCAGUAUCCGCCACCGCCAGCACCUCCGUUGCCCUCCUACUCUGCUCCACCUCCGACCCCUACACCCGCCACACCAGCACCCCAUAUACCCCCUCCAGACCUUUUAGACGAAGACGACGACGGGCCAUCGCCAUCAACGCCGGUUCAACCCGCCGCUCCUGCGCCUCCGCGCCCACCCAACCCACAGUUGCUUGCGCUGCACGCGUCCGUGCAUCAGGCGCUGCAGAACGGGCUGGCGGGACUGGAAGCGCAACACGCAGGCGAAAUGGAGCGCAUGCGUAGGGCGAAGGAGGGGCUGGAAAGAGGUGCAGCCGCCAUCGCCGACGAGCGAGGUCGAUUGAUCGCGGUCAAGUCGGUAUGCGACGGUGUUCGCGAGCGGUAUGCAGGUGUCGUUGCGGAGGCCGAGCGACGGCUCGCGACGGCGAAGGCCAAGGAGGUCGGCGUUGACGAGAUGGUGUGUGGGGCGGGGAUACUGUGGAACCAAUUGAUCACGCUCAUCGCGGAAGACAUGGCAAUAGAGGACACUAUAUAUCAUCUCCACCGUGCGCUGGCGGCGGGGAGGAUGGGCGUGAGCGAGUGGAUGAGGACGACUCGCGUGCUCGCAGAGGAGCAGUUUAUGAAGCGCGCGCUAGUAGAGAAGAUCCUGGCGGGCGUGUAGAUAACAUAACUACCACUCUUAGAUGAAUACCAGAGUCGGCAUCGUGUGACUGCUUUCAUCGUUGC
This is a messenger RNA of Schizophyllum commune H4-8, 1813 nucleotides long. RefSeq names its product UEV-domain-containing protein. The coding region runs from base 12 to 1748 and encodes 578 amino acids. Gene Ontology annotation, molecular function: ubiquitin binding. NCBI's taxonomy places the organism in Eukaryota, Fungi, Basidiomycota, Agaricomycetes, Agaricales, Schizophyllaceae. Gene Ontology annotation, cellular component: ESCRT I complex. The record is from RefSeq and is a predicted model, not a curated record. Gene Ontology annotation, biological process: protein transport; protein modification process; endosome to lysosome transport. The transcript is spliced from 8 exons.